AUAUACACACAUAUAAAUGAGCAUACAUGUUUUCACAGGCAUGCAGAUAGGCAGAGCAAGAAAAUAAUUAAUCUUUAUGUUCAUCAGAAAAUUGAACUAACUCUGCCUUAUUUAGCUAUAUAUAUCAUCAAUUUUUUGGGAGGAUCCUAUUAAUUUAAUUCUUCUUACAAUGUCAUCUAUUAAUAUGGUGCAUCUUGUUAUUGGAGAUCAUCACGUUGUUAUGGACAACGGCAUACUUAAAGUGACAUUAUCAAAACCAGGGGGAAUCGUUACUGGUAUACGAUAUAAUGGCAUCGACAAUUUACUUGAAGUUAUAAACGAGGAAGACAAUAGAGGGUACUGGGACCUUGUGUGGAGUAAAGAGGGAAGUAUUGGAACAACCGGUACAUUUGACAGGAUAAAAGGGACAAACUUCAAGGUUAUAGUGGAAGAAGAGGAAAGGGUGGAGAUCUCAUUCACUAGAAAAUGGAACACCUCUCUCAUAGACCAACGUGUCCCUUUAAACAUAGACAUAAGGUAUGUAAUGCUGGGUAAUUCGUCAGGCUUUUACGCAUAUGCCAUCUAUGAGCACUUGAAAGAAUGGCCUCCAUUCAACCUUCCUCAGACCAGGAUUGUUUUCAAGCUCAGAAAGGACAAGUUCCAGUAUAUGGCAGUAGGUGAUAACAGGCAAAGGCACAUGCCUCUUCCUGAUGAUCGGGUGCCCCCUAGAGGCAAAGAGCUAGCUUUCCCUGAGGCUGUCCUUCUUGUUAAUCCUGUAGAGCCAGAAUUCAAAGGAGAGGUGGAUGACAAGUACGAGUACUCGUGUGAGAAUAGAGAUUUGAAGGUGCAUGGGUGGAUAUGCAAGAAACCAGGAAUAGGGUUCUGGCAAAUUACACCCAGCAACGAGUUUCGAUCUGGCGGCCCUCUUAAGCAGAACCUCACCUCUCACGUUGGACCUAUUACCCUUGCUAUGUUUCUAAGUGCCCACUAUGCUGGGGAGGAUAUGGUUCUGAAAUUUCAAUCCAACGAACCGUGGAAGAAAGUUUUUGGCCCUGUUUUCAUUUAUCUUAAUUCCCUCCCUAAUGGAACUGAUACACUUCACCUUUGGGAUGAUGCUAAAAUUCAGAUGAUGAUCGAAGUACAAAAUUGGCCGUACAAUUUUAUCGCUUCCGAGGACUUUCCUUCCUCGGAUCAACGGGGCUGUCUUAGUGGUAGACUCAAAGUGAGAGACAGGUAUAUUUCUGAAGAAGAUAUUGUAUGUGGAGAAGAGGCUCACAUAGGCUUGGCUCCACCCGGUAAAGUUGGAUCAUGGCAACUUGAAUCCAAAGGGUAUCAAUUUUGGACAAAAGCAGAUGAGAAAGGUUAUUUCUCCAUAAAUGAUGUUCGUGUCGGUCAAUAUAAUCUAUAUGCGUGGGUCCCUGGUUUCAUUGGAGACUACAAAAAUGAUCUUCUCAUUAACAUAACUGCAGGUUGUGAUAUUGACAUGGGUGAGAUUGUGUAUGAACCUCCAAGAGAUGGACCAACACUCUGGGAAAUAGGCAUUCCUAAUCGCUCUGCUGCUGAAUUUUAUGUGCCUGAUCCUAAUCCUAAUUACGUAAAUCCACUUUAUUUAAAUCACCCAGAUAGAUUUAGACAGUAUGGAUUAUGGGAAAGAUACGCGGAGUUAUAUCCUGAUGGAGAUUUGAUUUAUACAAUUGGUGUUAACGACUAUACAAAAGACUGGUUCUUUGCUCAUGUUACCAGGAAGACUGAGAAUGACACAUAUGAAGGGACCACUUGGCAAAUCAAGUUUGAUCUUGACAACAAAAUUGAGACUGCUAAUGCAACUUUUCAACUCCGCAUAGCCCUUGCCACUGCAAAUGCUGCUCAAUUAGAGGUUCGAAUUAAUGAUGAGAAUGGAAAUGCUCCUCUGUUUAACAGUGGACAAAUCGGACAUGAUAACGCAAUAGCUAGACAUGGAAUUCAUGGUGUCUACAGACUAUUUAACAUAAGCAUUCCAGGAUCUCUACUUGUUAAUGGAAAAACUAAUACAAUAUUUUUAACACAGGCCAACAACACCAGCCCUUUACAAGGAUUCAUGUAUGAUUAUAUUCGUUUAGAAGCUCCUCAAAUUGCAUCACAUCACAUCACAUGAUGUAUAUUACUAUUCAUCUCAAAUUCUAUUUACUAUAUUUACCCUUAUUUGGAUCAUCAUAACUUAUUAUAAUUAUGUUAUAAAAUGCUAUAUUUGGAUGUCUAAA
Molecule: messenger RNA, 2219 nt
Organism: Cannabis sativa
Lineage: Eukaryota; Viridiplantae; Streptophyta; Magnoliopsida; Rosales; Cannabaceae
Product: probable rhamnogalacturonate lyase B
Exons: 15
Coding region: 170-2113 (647 amino acids)
Biological process (GO): carbohydrate metabolic process
Molecular function (GO): carbohydrate binding; catalytic activity
Source: RefSeq, a predicted model, not a curated record